Babjeviella inositovora NRRL Y-12698 is the source of this 1453-nucleotide messenger RNA. RefSeq lists its product as uncharacterized. The record is from RefSeq and is a predicted model, not a curated record. Gene Ontology annotation, biological process: mRNA cis splicing, via spliceosome; regulation of alternative mRNA splicing, via spliceosome. NCBI's taxonomy places the organism in Eukaryota, Fungi, Ascomycota, Pichiomycetes, Serinales. Gene Ontology annotation, molecular function: RNA binding. The transcript has a single exon. Gene Ontology annotation, cellular component: catalytic step 2 spliceosome; U2-type prespliceosome; U2 snRNP. The coding region runs from base 33 to 1388 and encodes 451 amino acids.
CUAAAACCAAAGCGCUACAUCCCAAAGAAGUCAUGUCCCAUGCAAUUCCAGCAGAUGUUAUUAUCCCGCCGCUCGAUAUCCGGGACAUUAUCCACAAGGUCUCGUCGUACGUGAGCAAGAACGGAGAUUCGUUCGAGCUCAAAAUGAAGAGCCAGGAGGCAAACAACCCCGAAUUUGGCUUUUUAUAUGAAAAAGACCCGUACAACCGGUAUUACACCUGGGUACUCCAGGAGUUGAGAGCGGGAAAUGAAGGGAUCUUGGAGCUUUUUAGUCUCGUGCCCCAGGAAAACACUGAUAUCGGCGCGGAGCUAUCCCUCGAGGACUUUGCCGAACCAAAAGCCUUCACGUUUAUUCUCCGCAACUUGCCACCCAUUUCCAGAAUUGAUAUCAGUAUUUUGAAGAUGACCGCAUUGUUUGUGGCGGUUAACGGCGAGCCGUAUAUUGACAUCAUCAAAACGCAGCGGAACGCCACGGGCCAGUACGACUUUUUGAACGAUACCCACUCGUUUCACAAGAUCUUCAGGCUAUUUGUGCAGCAGUACCGCAAAGUGGUGCGUGAUACCACCGAUUCGGAGGUUAAUGGCUUGCUCAGUGCUUCAAGGGAUGAGCUCUUGCUUCACGCGUUCCAGAGAGCGGAGUACAACUACGUCAAGGAAACCACCAGCAAGCAGGCAAUGGAGGCGUUGGAGUUUGAAAAGUUGGAGUUUUCUCGGAUCGACUGGAACGAUUUUAGCGUAGUGGAGACCAUUGAAUUUUCUGAAAUUGACUACAUCAACGAGCUCCCGCCGCCGCUAUCGUUAGACGACUUGCGCUACAGAUCUUUAGAGAGCAAGAAAAGGGGUGUGACCACUCAAGAAAGUAUUAAGGAGGAGGAUGAAGCAGGGCCUGAAGCCGAACCCGAAGCGGAGCUUGAGGUGCUCGCGAGGGAGGUGCCAAAACCCAAGGCGCAUGCCAAACCAAAGGGCAUGAAGAUUAAAUCUGCCGGCGAAACGAGAUUGAAACGGGCUAGCCCAGCAACUGACCAACUUCUCGAGUGUCCAUUGACCCAUCAGAUGAUUCCGGAUUCGCAGUUCCAACAGCACAUUGCCAUUCUCCUUCGCGAUCCAAAGUACAAACAGGAAAGGGAAAACUUCGAGCGCAAGCACCACACGUACGGAAGUAAUUUGAGCACGGAUGUAUACGCCAAUAUCCAGCGUUUGGCCAAGCGAGAGGCCGUCGAGGACGAAACCAGAAAGAGGUCAAAGAGAAAUGUUGUUCAAUGGGACGGCUAUUCUGGCACGAUGGAUAGCGUCAAGGAGGUUGCUGCUGGUAUGUACUCGGAAAAGGAGGUGGAGGAGAUGAGGAGAAAGCGCCAGGAGGAGGAGAACAAGAUUGGGCCGAGGAAGUGAUACAAAAAGAAUGAGAUGAAAGAAAAAGGUAAUGCUAUUGACGUAUAGGUGUUAAUUCGUGGAGA